Erigeron canadensis is the source of this 2132-nucleotide messenger RNA. Its product is annotated as cell cycle checkpoint protein RAD17. Lineage: Eukaryota; Viridiplantae; Streptophyta; Magnoliopsida; Asterales; Asteraceae. The record is from RefSeq and is a predicted model, not a curated record. The transcript has 12 exons. Gene Ontology annotation, molecular function: chromatin binding; ATP hydrolysis activity. Bases 140 to 1921 code for a protein of 593 amino acids. Gene Ontology annotation, biological process: DNA damage checkpoint signaling; DNA repair; mitotic DNA replication checkpoint signaling.
CUCAUAAUUUUUUUAUUUUUUAUAUAUAUAUAAAUUUUUAUAAAAAGAGGUGAAAAAUUAGGAUACCAUUUUUCACGGCGAGUGAAUGAGAGACAAGUAAGUUAAUAAUUAUUUAAAGAAUCAGUUUUUGGGUUCCAAAAUGGGGAAGAGACCAAUUGUUGUGUUAUCUGAUGACGAUGAUGAUGAUUUUUCACCUAAGCUUAACCCGAAUUACUCAAAGAGAUCGAAACCGAAACCGAAACCGAAAGCGGCAUCUGUACCACGGAAAAGAUACCCUCACCCUCCUCCUGAUGAUAACAACAAGGGAGCAAAGAAAGCCCGGAUUUCGGCUUCUCGGUCACAUCCUCCUGCCAAUCCUUUUCAUGAGAUGAAACUUUUCUGUGAGGAUUUUGAUGAAGCUUUCUCCGGGUUUCAAGGCCAUAAAAGGGACAACAAAGAAUCAUGGUUGGAAAAGUAUAGGCCACGUUCUUUGGCAGAACUAUGUGUUCAUAAAAAGAAGGUAGAAGAGGUAAAACUUUGGUUUGAAGAAAGAAUCAAGUUCAGAAAGGAUGAGUAUUGUAAUCAUGUUCUUCUUAUUACCGGACAGCCAGGAGUUGGAAAAUCUGCAACAGUCCAUGCAAUUGCGUCUCAACUUGGAGUUACCAUACAUGAAUGGAAUACUCCUACUCCCACAAUUUGGCAAGAACAUGUACAUACUACCAGUGCAGGCUUACGCUACAUUUCAAAAUUGGAUGAAUUUGAAAAUUUUGUUGAUAAGAUAAGGAAAUAUGGAUUGAUUUCUUCGCAUUUGACCGGGGAAACAAAAAAGCCAGUUAUCAUCUUAAUUGAUGAUCUCCCAGUAAUAAAUGGAAAAAUUACUUUUGGCAGACUUCAGCGCAGCCUACAUCUUCUUGUGCAAUCUGUACGUACCCCAACUGUCAUAUUAAUUACAGAAUAUGGUAGAUCAGACACUGCUGAUUACACAUCACGAUGCUGGGAAGAACUUCAAACGUCUCUGCAUAGUGCCGGGGCUUGUAAGGUGGCUUUUAAUCCAAUCACAGCGAACUCUAUUGUAAAGACGCUUUCCAAGAUUUGCAGAGGCGAAAAUGUUAAAAUUACAGCUGACCAGCUCGAUGCCAUAGCUAAAGCCAGUGGUGGUGAUAUCAGACAUGCAAUCACAUCUUUGCAGUACUUCUGUCUGAAAUCAGAAUCGAUAGAAAAGGGCUCUCACAAGAUAGAUAACCUGGAUGAUCUAUAUUCCCUGCAAUUUGGCAGGGAUGAAACUCUCUCCCUGUUCCAUGCACUUGGAAAGUUUUUGCACAAUAAAAGAGACGCAGAAACUGUGACUGCAUCUGAUUUGGAUUCUAUACCCUUAAAGGAGAACUUUACAAGAUUACCAAUGAAAAUGGAUGCACCUGAAAAGGUCCUUGGUCAAGCACAUGGUCAAGCAAGGACUGUUGCUGACUUUUUACAUGAAAAUGUUCCAGAUUUUCUGCAUGAGGAAGCUAUGGAUGAUGCAUCAGUGGUGGCUUCUUAUCUAAGUGAUGCUGACACACUUCUUGCUUCACUUAGUGGAGCGCUGUCUUGGAAUUAUGAAGCUGAGAACAUUAUCCAGUCAACUGCUGCAUUAGUUGCAGCACGUGGGGUGAUGUUUGGUAACCAUCGGCCUAUAUCUAGGUGGCAUGCCAUUCGUCGCCCGGUGAUGUGGCAGGUUGAGCAAUCACAAUGGCGCAACAAGAACGAGAUGUUAGGACAAAGAUCUUCUGCAUACAAUGGUGCGAACUUAUCUGAUCUUUCGAUCAUUGCCACCGAAUGGGGACCUGCUCUUAAGUGGCUAGGGUCCAGAGCACACCAAGGAUCAACUGGUGGUGACAUGUUUGACGGCAAGGAGAUUUGUGAUGGUGGCGGAAGUGAUGAUGAUGAUGAAAUAGAAGAUUGGUAGAUGGUGACAUAUAAGAAUGCCAGAUUUUGUAUAUUUUGAGGGUAGCAAGCUUGGUGUAGUUUUUUUGUAAAUGGUGUCAAUUUACUUUAGAGGCUGAUCGGUUUUUGAAACUAUAUAUUUGGUGGUUCCAGGAAUGCAAAUUGUGUUAUUAUUUUUAACAAAGCUGGUUGCAUUGUGUUGUUUUAUAUAUAACACGUAAGCUUUGAGUUAC